AUAUAGCAGAGGAACCCAAUUACACGCGAAGGGAAAAGGGAAAGGUCCUCUACUUUCCUGAUUUUCUUAACUAACUUUCUUUCUUUCUGGGAUCAAAUUAAGGAAAUAAUGGCGAAUCCGGCGACCACGUUUCAUCUACCGGCGCAGACGACAUACGCUCCGUUGGCGAAUCCGGUGGCGGUGGUUAGCCCCCAAUUCAUCGCUCCCUAUCCCGUGGAUCUGACAAUCACGAAGAAGCUGAUGACCUUGGCGGAAGGUUCGUUCUCGGUUACGGACGUUAACGGCACCGUGAUGUUCAAGGUGAAAGGGUCGGUGUUCAGCCUUCAUGAUCGUCGUGUUCUUCUUGACUCCGCUGAGAAACCCAUCAUUUCUUUCCAACAGAAGCUGUUUUCAGCGCAUAGAAAAUGGUAUGCGUAUAGAGGGGAGAGCACAGAUUCGAAAGAUCUGCUAUUCACGGUGAAGAAAUCGUCGAUUUUACAACUGAGGACACAACUGGAUGUAAUAUUAGCCUCGAACAGCUCGGAAAGCAGCUGCGAUUUUAAGAUAAAAGGAAGCUGGUUGGAGAGAUCUUGCACCAUUUCACUUGGGGACGGCUCCACCAUAAUCGCUCAGAUGCACAGGCAGCACAAUUUGCAGAGCGUUAUGUUCGACAAAGACACGUUCGGAGUGACUGUUUAUCCCAACGUGGAUUUUGCCUUCAUCGUUGCGUUGGUGGUCAUUCUCUUCGAGAUCAACGAGGACAGAAGCGGCAACGAUUAGAUCAUUAUAAAACAAACCCCCUUUAAUUAUUUCCCAUAUUAGCUAGCUAUUAGUAUUAAUUGUUCAAUAACAAUAGUUAUAGCAUGCCCUCUAUUUCUACCUUUUGGAAAAUACAAUUUCCACCGACGCAUAGCUUUCAUCCCCUUCCAUGCUUUCGUCUUUCUGUACUUUAAAAGGUUUGUAAUAAUAAACAAUAUUAUAUUAAAAGAAGGUCCACAUCGGUCUAUCCGGUUGUACUUGUAUCUUCA
Benincasa hispida (wax gourd) is the source of this 1007-nucleotide messenger RNA. Its product is annotated as LURP-one-like protein (DUF567). Lineage: Eukaryota; Viridiplantae; Streptophyta; Magnoliopsida; Cucurbitales; Cucurbitaceae. The record is from RefSeq and is a predicted model, not a curated record.